GGGAGCAUAGAGGUCGGGAGACAAUCUUCGUUCGUCAGGCUGGAAAGCAGGACUAAUUUACUCAGGUGCGGGGACAGGUGGUGUUAGGCCUAGUAGAGAAAACGAAUAUAUAUUCAACUAAAAGAUGAGCUAAAAUGUGAUGCCACAAUUCAUACAAGGCUUGUGGAGGUUGGAUACUGAGGCAGAGUUGGGGGGGGGGGAGAUGAAAUCUAUCAGCUAAGUCACCUAGAGUGUGAAAGUUUGUGAAGCUCAACAUUUGGAGUAAUAUUGUACUGUAUAGUCCAUUGCUGUGAAAGUAGAACAUUCAAGAAGGAUGAAGGAUUCAGACUUCUUGUCGAUGUUGGGGCAACUCUCUGAGGCAAUCAGCAAGAAAGGUGAAAAGUAUGUAGACCUGUUGAGGGUUCUGUACAGAGAUCUUGCAAAUGUUAAAUCAGAUUUGAAGAAAGCUAAGUGUGCAUUUGAUUUAUUUCAAUUGCUAAUAGCACCUGGCAUUUUGAAGCCAACAGACAUUUCAAUUUUGUUUGAAACAAUCGAACUAACUGGAUUGAAAUAUUUGAUAGAGAUAAUCCAGAGAUAUGAGACAUAUCCUGAUGAAGUGAAGAUCACUCGAUUUUCACCACAUCGUCAACAGGUUGUUGCUCUGGGAAAAGACUUUUCAGUUAAAGAUCUCCAGAAAGUUAGUCAGUUGUACGAAGGCAAUUUUUCUAGUCCAUGGAAACUGAUUCAACAUCUUGAAGAUACGUCUGUUUUAACCGAAAAUAGUAUGUCUUCAUUUCUUCAACGUUUGAAUGAGAAUAAAGUAAAGGAAUGUACAGGUUAGUAAUAAAUAUAGAAUAUCACAUUUAUCCAUGCCUUUUGGACAUGGCAUUAUAAGGUAGCUCUACUUUUGUAUUGAGGUAGUUCUUUAGUACUGUCGUUUACAAUAUGUAUUUCCAAUUUAAUUAUUAAAUUCAAUGAGAUUUACUGUAGUCGUCAUCAUGAACUGCAGUAAUGAGAAUAUGCCAUUUCAGA
Molecule: messenger RNA, 1011 nt
Organism: Anneissia japonica
Lineage: Eukaryota; Metazoa; Echinodermata; Crinoidea; Comatulida; Comatulidae
Exons: 4
Coding region: 314-820 (168 amino acids)
Biological process (GO): regulation of apoptotic process
Molecular function (GO): protein binding
Source: RefSeq, a predicted model, not a curated record